GGCUCCUGUUUGAAAAUGAAUGACAUUCUCCCCAAGUUGUAGACGCAAGCGGCUGGGUUGGAGUAUUUGUGUGUGUUCAGUGGCUGAAAACUGAAGCCAGAGCAUUUACAGAAGAGGAAGUGGGAAAAAGAAGACGUCUUGAUUUAUUUAAAAAACACAAUAGGAAAAGAAAUACCUUCCAGCAAUGCAACUGAUCACUUGCGAGCCCAACCACAUGUCUGAAGCCGUGGUGAUGGAGCCUCCUCGGGCGGACGGCUUCAUGGAGUCGUCCUGUGGCACAGGGGACAGCGCGGCCUCCCUCGAUGACGGCAUCGUGGACACAGCGAACGAGUCCUCGGAGGAAGAGUCCACGGGGGAAAAGGAAGAGGACACGGUGGUCCCUGAAGCCACCAGCGAAACCAAGACGACAGAGCAGAGCACAAACACAAAAAUGGCGAACGCCCGGCGCCCGGAAUCCCUGUCGGUGCCGGCGGCUGCAGAGCCGGGUCUGUGGACGUCGCAGGGCGAUGCAGUGGUGAAGCUGAGGAUGGACGAGUCCGGUCUGGGAGCCGAGACGCCUCUGACCGUCAACCAGAUGUUCACCAAAACUGUGGAGCGCUUCGGUGAAUACACAGCUCUGGGCUGGAAGGAGGGCGAGCAGCAGAAAAGCCUGAACUACAAAGAAUACUACCAGACGUGCCGCACCGCUGCCAAGAGCUUUUUAAAGCUUGGACUGGAGCGCUACCACGGCGUCGGGAUCCUUGGCUUCAACUCCGCAGAGUGGUUCAUCUCAGACAUCGGAGCCAUCCUGGCGGGCGGCUUCGCUGUGGGCAUCUACACCACCAACUCUCCCGAAGCCUGCCAGUAUGUAGCGGAAAACUGCAAGGCCAACAUCAUCGUGGUGGAGAACCACAAACAGAUGCAGAAAAUCCUUCAGGUUGAGGACAAGCUGCCGCACCUGAAAGCCAUUAUCCAGUACAAAGAUGCACUCAAAGAGAAGAGACCAAAUCUGUACACGUGGGCAGAGUUCAUGGAGCUCGGACGCAAUGAGCCGGACGCUCCUCUCGACGCCAUCAUCUCCAGCCAGAAGCCCAACCAAUGCUGCACGCUCAUCUACACCUCAGGAACCACCGGCCAGCCCAAAGGAGUCAUGCUCAGCCACGACAAUAUAACGUGGACGGCGCUCUCCACCAGCCACCACGUGAAUCUCAUGGACGCCACCCAGGUCCAGGAGUCGGUGGUCAGCUACCUGCCGCUCAGCCACAUCGCCGCUCAGAUGGUCGACAUCUGGCUCACCAUGAGGGUCGGAGGGGCGACCUACUUCGCUCAGCCGGACGCCCUGAAGGGUUCGCUGGUGAACACCCUGAAGGAGGUGCGGCCCACGGCCUUCAUGGGCGUCCCGCGAGUCUGGGAGAAGAUGCAGGAGAAGAUGAAAGCCACCGGGGCCAAGUCUUCGACCGUGCGCAGGAAAGUGGCCGCCUGGGCCAAAGACGUCGGCCUGCAGACCAAUCUGACCAAGAUGAACCAAAACGGAGCGGCCGGCCGCGCUCCGCUCAGCUACCACGUCGCCAAAAAGCUCGUGUUCAAGAAGGUGCGCAAGGCUCUGGGCCUGGACCGCUGCAACAAGUGCUACACGGGCGCCGCCCCCAUCACCAAAGACACUCUGGAGUUCUUCCUCAGCCUCGACAUGCCCCUGUUCGAACUCUACGGCAUGAGCGAGAGCACCGGACCUCACACCAUCUCCAAUCCCACCGCCUUCAAAAUCACCAGUUGUGGUAAAGAGAUCCCAGGGUGCAAGACGAAGCUGCACAACCCGGACGAGGAGGGAAACGGCGAGAUCUGCUUCUGGGGCCGCCACGUCUUCAUGGGUUACCUCAACAUGCCCGACAAGACGGAGGAGGCUCUGGACUCAGAGGGCUGGCUGCACUCGGGCGACCUGGGCAAACACGACAAGAACGGGUUCCUCUUCAUCACUGGACGGAUCAAAGAGCUCAUCAUCACAGCGGGAGGUGAGAACAUCCCUCCCGUCCCUAUCGAGGACGCGGUGAAGGAAGCCGUGCCGCUGAUAAGCAACGCCAUGCUGAUCGGAGACAAGAGGAAGUUUCUGUCGAUGCUUCUCACUGUUAAGUGCCAAGUGAACGCGGAGUCGGGGGAUCCGGAGGACGAGCUGACGCCGGAAGCCGUGGAGCUGUGCAAGAAGCUGGGCAGCAACGCCACGCGCGUCUCUGAGAUCGCAGGCGGCCGAGACCGAGCGGUGCACACGGCCAUCCAGGAGGGAAUCAACCGGGUCAACGAGAAGGCGAAUUCCAACGCCCAGCGCAUUCAGAAGUUUCUCAUUCUGGAUCGGGACUUCUCCGUGGGCGGAGGAGAGCUGGGUCCGACCAUGAAGCUGAAGCGGCCGGUGGUGAUGAAGAUGUACAAAGAACAGAUUGACAAUUUUUACAAAGAGCUGGCGACACCGACGACCCCCGACAACCCUCUGCCCCCUAAAUAGACGUGCUGCCCUGCGCCUCAUUUAUGCUCUCGUAUAAAUGUUUGCCUUAAUCUGUGCUCAUCCUGUCAUGGUUUACAUGUGUGAUUGUUGCGAAAAAGAAAAAAAAAAGAAGAAGAAGAAGCCAUUGUUGAGUAGCUUUAUUAUAAUUUUAGUUAUCAACACGUUCAGUUAAGCUAUUUAUUUUUUAUUUCUCGAAUGUAGAGUAGCAGCAGCUGUGUCUUAGAAGUUGUUCAUUGUACUGCAAUACUUGAGAUAAAUGAAGAAGAAUUAGCGAAAGGUAAUGGGAUGUUUUAAAGGAAUCACUUGUGUUUUUUUGUUCUUUAUUUAUUUUCGGUUUGCCAAAGUUAACGUUUACCAAAAGAGCAUCAAAUGAAGAAACUGUUCUCGAAAAAGAUGUCACAUGAUACAAAAAAAAACGCUUAAACUGGUGUUUACAUGUGUUGUGUUGUUUCUAGCAUCUUCAUAAGCUUUUGAUUUAUUCUUGUUCCAAAUGUUGAAGCAGCUCUGCAUCGUUCACGACAUGUCUUUAAGCCAUAUCCAUUUGUCCCUUUCUUUAUGUGACGAUUUGUGCCGACAGAUUUUCCGUUGUAAUUUUGUGGAAUACUGUAAAUAUGUGUUUUUUUUUCCUCCAUCUUGUUUCACUUUGCUUUAUUUUAUGUUUCUGCCAGCAGCCCAUAAAAUGUCACGCUUUCAUUGUUUGCACUCAAUAUAUGGACAAAAUUAAUUGUACAUAAUUUAGAUUAUAUGCCAGAUAUGUUCAGUGCAUUCACUCUGUGAUUCUUUUUUUUUUUUUUUGUCUGUUGCCAUGCAAAAUACAUGAUAUAAAUGUUGAAAAUGCUCAAGUAUGUGAUCACCCCGACAAGUUUCAUCACAAUGUUUGGAGGUAAAAUCCUAAAUGAAGUUUUGCACUCCAAAACAGCUAAUCUUGUACAUUUAAAAGAAAGAAAAAAAAUGUAUAUAAACUUAUUAUAAGUGGCAGACUGAAGGUUAAUUUAAUGGUUGUGGUGUAACUGAAGUGAGGGGUAAGCAAAUAUGAGGAAAUGACGGUGGUUCAGACUGUCUGGGUGAGGGAGUUUCUUGAUUACCUGCAGCGACGUGCAGCUGAUCAAACCGGUGAAAAGUGGUUGUUUAAUGUAAAAAAAAUGAAUGAGUUUACUGAAUUUGUACUUUAAGAACAGUGCUGUUGAAACGCCGUGAGGUGAGCACUCAGCCAGACAGGUGGAUUUACCUGACCCUAAAGAGCUGUCAACGAUGGCAGAAGGAAUACGCAGCAGGAGAAACGUGAAGCGGGCUCGUUUGUGCCGGCAGAAAUUUGAAAAUGCGUGUGAUCAGUUAUGGAAUAAAAGGUUAAUUACC
Mugil cephalus (flathead mullet) is the source of this 3829-nucleotide messenger RNA. RefSeq names its product acyl-CoA synthetase bubblegum family member 2 (gene acsbg2). The transcript is spliced from 15 exons. Gene Ontology annotation, molecular function: long-chain fatty acid-CoA ligase activity. The record is from RefSeq and is a predicted model, not a curated record. Gene Ontology annotation, cellular component: endoplasmic reticulum; membrane. Bases 185 to 2473 code for a protein of 762 amino acids. Lineage: Eukaryota; Metazoa; Chordata; Actinopteri; Mugiliformes; Mugilidae.